Messenger RNA from Magnolia sinica, 1813 nucleotides. RefSeq names its product FACT complex subunit SPT16-like. Bases 675 to 1256 code for a protein of 193 amino acids. Gene Ontology annotation, cellular component: FACT complex. The transcript is spliced from 5 exons. The record is from RefSeq and is a predicted model, not a curated record. NCBI's taxonomy places the organism in Eukaryota, Viridiplantae, Streptophyta, Magnoliopsida, Magnoliales, Magnoliaceae. Gene Ontology annotation, biological process: transcription elongation by RNA polymerase II; positive regulation of transcription elongation by RNA polymerase II. Gene Ontology annotation, molecular function: nucleosome binding.
AUAUAUUUUCACUGCCACUUUACUUAUUUGAGAAUGCUUUUCUUCUCUGCAAAUUAUUUGAAGCAUGUAUUGUGUGAUAAAGUUUUUGAAGAAAACUUGUCUCAUAUUAAUUGCAUUUUUUUUUUUUUUUGGAAAGUAGGUUUCGUAAUGACAUGGAUGUACUAAAUUGUAGUUUUCACCAUUUUUAAUUGUCUUUAUGUCUAGUCAUUUUGUUGUUCUCUAUAACUAUACUUUGUUAAAUUUGCAGUCCCUGAUUUAAUCUACUUAACCAUGCAUAAAAUUAGGAUUCGAAACUAUUAGGAUUGCAUUGCAAUUGUCUGCAUUGUAUAUGUCUGCAUUGCAUAUAUGCCCUUCUUUAUUUGUCUGCAUUGCAUUCAAUUCUCUUCUAAUCUGUCAAAAACAAUAUUUUAAAACGGGAUUCAUGAUAUAGAAAUGUGGCAUGUGGAAGCCAAGGGACUGUUUAGCUUGACUUAUGUUUAUGGUGCAAGUUCAAGCAUAUAUUCACCUUAACUGCAGCAGGUGCAACCCCAGAACUGCAACAGGUGCAGCUUAACUGCAGUUCAAGCAUAUAUUCAGCUUUCAUCCAUGUAAAGGUUCUGAAAUGUAUGGGUUGCUUUGUGUAGGUUGUAUUGACAUCUGCAACUCUGCCUCAUGAAAUUUUGGAGAUAACAAACAUGUUUAUGACAGAUCCUGUUAGAAUACUCGUGAAGCGUGAUGAGUUGACCUUGGAGAGUAAGGCUUAUGAGGUUCUCCUCAAGGCCCAUGAGGCAGCGAUAGGUUCAUUGAAGGCUGGGAAUAAGGUCAGUGCUGUUUACCAAGCAGCAGUCUCGGUGGUAGAGAGGGAUGCUCCUGAAUUUGCCUCUCAUCUUACAAAGUCAGCAGGAACGGGAAUUGGUCUCGAGUUCCACACCAUUAUUGUCAAUGAAAAAGCUGCAGAAGUUGUGACUUCAAUCAACUCCAAGUUAGUUAAGGAUGUUGCAUACUCAUUCAAUGAGGAAGAGGAGGAGGAAGAAGAGCGUCCAAAGGUCAAAGCAGAAUCCAAUGGAGCUGAGGCAUUCUUGUCAAAAGCGACUCAUACAUUUAGGUUUCUGUGGCUUCUCAUACAUUUAGCUUUCUGUGGCUUGAAAAUUUUAUACUUAAGGGGCCUUAUCGAUUGUCAGCUUAAUGCUACUGCUGUUGAGACUCACUUUUUGUUUGCAGGGAUUUCACAAAUCCGUCGUUGCCAUCUGAUCGGACAAGCAGAUCCUCUCUGGUAGUUUUGCACUGAAGAAGCAAAUGAUGGAUGAAAGAAGAUUCUCCAAAUUGCAUCUGAAUUUGCAACACCUCUUGCAGGUAUUUUCUCAAUGUCUAUACACAUUGCCUUAGAGAAAAAUAUGUACAAAAGGUGCUUACCCAAUCACAAGGGAAGCACACUAAAUAGGAAAACUCCACAAACAUCACUACUCGUGGCUGCACCUAGCACAUGUGGGACAUCUAAGCUAACUGUAAGGUGUGACUGACUAUGUAGAUGACCUAGUCUAGAAAUUAGGUGGAUCACUCAUCAGGGAGCCACUUGUGUGUGUGAACGUGGACCAUUGGGAAAUUGUUUAUGAAUGUGAAAACCAAAGUAGCCCCUGUAUUGUGAAUGUUAUCCAUCCAAGUGGGGCCCAAUAGAGUAAUGAUCCCAGAUUUACUAAAAAAAAAAAAAAAAAAAAAAAAAACCAAGCCUAUGGACAGGCUUAUAUAUUAUAUUGAUGAAGUAGAUCCGGAUGUGCGUCGGAGCUAUCCGGAUGUUGAGCGGGGGUCCCUAGAAGGUAGGAACUGCUGUUAUGAC